AUGGCUGCUCGUAUUCUCCAUCAUCUAUAUUACCUCGGUGGCAAUGCAGUACCAUGUUCUAUAAUCUGCUCGCUAGUUGAUCCUCUUGAUCUCAUUGUCGUAAUGUGUAUUCUGAAAGGGAAUUUUCUUGUCAGGGAGGAUGAUGCUGAAGGGACGUACAACAUGCAUCCAUUGGUCUUCCUAUCAUUGAAAAAAAUUAUCACUGGUGAGAGACCAGAAACAGAUGGAAGUGAUAUCGAGCAGGAGCUCGAAUGGUACACACAAGCUGUUAUCGCCUUUGGAAAUCAUUACCCUGACCCAAAUAGCAAGAAUAGAGAAUGGUGGAAGAACUGCUUCGAACGUUUACUUAGCGACGGAAGCGAAAAGAGUGAUUCUGUGCGCAUUGCACUAGCCUUGGUCUACAAUAAAGAAUCGAAACAUCUUACGUAUACGGAAGAACAGCCGGAUGAAUUAUGGAAGAAGCGUGUUGAAGGUAUCCUGUACCUGUCUGAGGGUACCCAACAAAUUCGAUGUUGUCGAUCUGUUUCGCCAGAUUCGCAAGACUAA
Sclerotinia sclerotiorum 1980 UF-70 is the source of this 546-nucleotide messenger RNA. RefSeq lists its product as hypothetical. The coding region runs from base 1 to 546 and encodes 181 amino acids. The record is from RefSeq and is a predicted model, not a curated record. The transcript has 2 exons. Lineage: Eukaryota; Fungi; Ascomycota; Leotiomycetes; Helotiales; Sclerotiniaceae.